Molecule: messenger RNA, 2657 nt
Organism: Brassica rapa (field mustard)
Lineage: Eukaryota; Viridiplantae; Streptophyta; Magnoliopsida; Brassicales; Brassicaceae
Product: growth-regulating factor 4-like
Biological process (GO): regulation of DNA-templated transcription; developmental process; DNA-templated transcription
Cellular component (GO): nucleus
Molecular function (GO): ATP binding
Source: RefSeq, a predicted model, not a curated record
GUUUUUUGGUAUAAAACCGAAUAAACCGAAAACCGACGGUAUAUAAACCGAACCGAACCGGAGUAAAUAUGGAUUUAGAAUGGUAGUUAUAUUUUACUAACCGAAAUACCGAAAACCGAAAAAAACCGAACCGAAACCGAACCGAUAUCCGGAUUGAACACCCCUAGCUACUACAUAUGGAAUUACAAAGGAAGUGAUCUUUCCAAGGCAGGUAGCCAUAAACACUGCAGGUUACUAUUACUACAUCUUGCAGUGCUUUCUUUCUUAGAUUUCUGACAUACAUAACUUUAUGUUAAAUAAAGAGGGAAACUAUUUUCACUCAAGAACACGAGGGCUGGGAAUUUUAGCAGAACCGAAUUGAAAAAUUCGGUUUCAGUAAUUUUUUUUGGUUUUUGAUUUGGUUCGGUAAUCGGUUAGUUCGGUUUUCUAACAAAAAAAUUCAAGCAGUACCAAUCUUAAUCGAAAUUCCAAACUGAACUAGCCAAAUUCUAAACUGAAAUAACAUAACUAACCGAAAUAGGCGACAUACCAAAAUUCGAACAGAAAUAACUAACUAACCGAAUAAGCAAACUAACUGAAAUUAACCAAUUUUUUUUGAAUAUUUAAACCGAAAAUUUAACCGAACUAACCGAAAAACGAAAACUUUGGCAAAUUUUUUAAAAACCGAAACCUGAAACGAACCAAAAAUUUUUCGGUUUACUUCGGUGAUAUUUCAACCGAUCCGAACUAACCUAAUAAACCAAACCCCGCAUGUCUAAAGAACACUAUCAACUAUAAGACCUUUGUUUGGGUAUCUUUGCUUAUUAAGCCAGAUUUUCUUAGACACAAAGAAGUGGAGAAAUACUAUCCCAUUUUCUCUGUCUCUCCACUCCAUGGACUUGCAACUGAAGCAAUGGAGAAUUCAGCAGCAGAAUGAGUCAGAAGAACAAAGCUAUGCAACUAAGAUGUCCAAGUCUUUCUCCCAUCAGAUUCAAUCUCAAACUGCAACUUCUGCUACUGCUCUACCUCUCUUUGUUCCUGAACCCACCACUUCUUCAUCCUUCUCAUGUUUCUCUCCUGAUUCUUCCUCGUCUAGGUUGCUCAAGAUGGGAAACUUGUUUAGCUUGGCACAGUGGCAAGAACUUGAGCUACAAGCACUGAUAUACAGAUACAUGCUGGCUGGUGCUUCUGUUCCUCAAGAGCUCCUCUUGCCCAUCAAGAAAAGUCUCUUCCAUCAAUCUCAUUUGAACUUCCUUCACUAUCCUCUGCAACAUAACUUCCCCCAUCACCAACCCUGGUACUGGGGAAGAGGAGCAGUGGAUCCUGAGCCAGGGAGGUGCAAGAGAACGGACGGGAAGAAAUGGAGAUGUUCGAGGGAUGUUGUAGCCAGUUACAAGUAUUGCGACCGCCAUAUCCACCGUGGUCGAAACCGUUCAAGAAAGCCUGUGGAAACCACCACAAAUGCUGCCACAAAUGCCGCAUCUUCUUUUGCCUUAGGCGAGAAGCUUGGGCAGGGACCAGACAAUCUUUUCUUCUCCUCUAGCUCUUCUCAUUCUUCAACUCAGCAUCUCCACCUUAAUAGUCAUCAAAGUUGUUCUUCAGAGAUGAAACAAGAAAGCAACAACAAAAAGAGACCAUAUGAAGCUCACAAUAAUGGAAGAACAAACGAUGGUCACAUCCUGAGGCAUUUCUUUGAGGACUGGCCACAAUCAUCAGACUCAACCUCACGUCCAAUGAGCUCAUCGACUUGUCAUCAUUCCAUCUCCAUGCCCAGUUACGCUUCAUCAGAUGUUUCUCUAAAACUUUCCACAUGCAAUGAAGAAGAAGAAGCAAACAUGAUUAACAACAACAACAAUGAGAAGGAGCAUCAACAAAACAUGAAUUGUUUGAGCAGUGGAGGAAACGACUACAAUAUGGAUGGACCAUUGGCUGAAGCCUUGAGGUCAGCCUCUCCGACUUCCAGUCUUCUUCAACAAAUGGGAAUCUCAACUCAAAUCUUUCGUUGAAGAAAGUGUUAUAUGAAACAAAUCCUCUUUUAGCUACCUUUGAAUAUGCCUUUUUGCCAAAAAAUUAUGUCAGUUUUGAGUCUUUGUACAAGCAGAUGGAACUUAGCUUUACAAUCAAGACUUCCAGUAACAUCAGUGAGAUAUUUUAUGCAUUCAAAGCUGCCUAUCAGUCCUUUCUUUUAAAGUUUUCAUGAAUUUGCUGGUUACAGAAAAGAUUUGGUUACAAUGUCAAUGAUUAGGAGUCAUUCUAAUCUAUUGAAACCUAACCUACAUUGAAAACUGAAAAUCAUACCUAAAGUGAAUCGAGAAGGGAACAUUGGAUUCUUUCACUACUAAUCUGUGAAGCAAAACAUAAAAUACUGAACAAGGGAGUUAAAGCAUAAAACUCGAUUAAGUUAAUAGUAUUUAAAUAAGGCUUGGAAUUUUGAACCUAACUAAACCUCCGAACCGAACCAAACUUUUGGUUAGUUUGGUGAGAAGUUCAGUUCGAUUCAGUAGGUUUUCUAAAAAAACUUCAGUUUUAGGUUCGGUUCGACAACCGGUUACUUCAAUUUUCUUCUUUAAAGAACCCAAACCGAACCAACCAACUUUCAAAUUAAAAUAAACGAACUAAUCGAAAUUAACCAAAUCUAUCCAAAAUUUUAACAAAAUUAAACCAAAAAUAAAGGAAAU